This is a messenger RNA of Helianthus annuus (common sunflower), 810 nucleotides long. RefSeq names its product F-box protein At1g30790-like. The transcript has a single exon. The record is from RefSeq and is a predicted model, not a curated record. Lineage: Eukaryota; Viridiplantae; Streptophyta; Magnoliopsida; Asterales; Asteraceae. The coding region runs from base 1 to 810 and encodes 269 amino acids.
AUGAACAUAAAACUCACGUGUACGCUUUUGUUGUUAACCCUAGGCCCUAGCAUGCAUAAGAUUUUUAAACUCCCUGAUCCUUACACCGAUGUCAAGGAUUUCACGCGAAUCCGUUACUUAUUCGGGUUCGACGAGUCUAGAAACGAGCAUAAGAUUUUGAUGAUUAGAGAUUCUUCUCUACGUUCUAUGGAGAUUAUGAUUUUCUCUAUGUCAAGUUAUUCGUGGAGAAAGAUCCAUGCAGAGCCUCCUCUUGGUUUUACUUGGGAUGGUUUGUGGCUCAACUUUUACCACAAUGUUUGUGUCAAUAGUGUAAUACAUAUAAUGCUUGCAGUUUCAUUUGACAUUUUAGCGUUUGACUUGAGAACUGAAAAGUUUUCGAUAAUUACCACUCUUCAAGGUGUUUUGCCCGAAGACUAUGAUGAUACGAAACAAAAUGAUCCUUACAUCAUUAAACUCAAUGGUUGUAUAGGAGUUGUUUGCUAUGAUAGUGUGGCGGAAAACAACGAAAUGUAUAUUUGGAUAUUACAAGACUAUGAAAACCGUGUUUGGGUCAAAGAAACCGUUACAUUCCCCGAGGAGUGGAUUACGUUACUAUACCCUUUGUCUUUCCCUGUGGAUUCUGUUAAUAUGGACGAGAUUAUCUUUAUCCCGAGCAACUUUUCUGGUAAUGUGAUAAGUGUACCCGUCUAUAACAAGAAGACUAGAUGUUUUAAAUCAUUGCGAUUCGCUUCAGGUAAUCAAUUUUCGCUGUCCAGAACAUUGCAGUUCCGUUAUAUCAGGUGUUAUGUUGAAAGCAUGGUGCCUUUGUAG